Molecule: messenger RNA, 1035 nt
Organism: Anopheles cruzii
Lineage: Eukaryota; Metazoa; Arthropoda; Insecta; Diptera; Culicidae
Product: probable rRNA-processing protein EBP2 homolog
Exons: 3
Coding region: 1-1035 (344 amino acids)
Biological process (GO): rRNA processing; ribosomal large subunit biogenesis
Cellular component (GO): preribosome, large subunit precursor; nucleolus; nuclear periphery
Source: RefSeq, a predicted model, not a curated record
AUGUUAGCAGGAGAACCUGCCGUCGCAUCGGAUGAGUCCGACGUGGAAAUGGGAACCACGGUCGCCGAAGAGUUCGAGGACGACGGGGGAUCGAGUUUCUCGGAUUCAGAUUCGGAUGACGCACUACGGGAAGCAUUCCGGGACAAUCGGCUGAAGCCCGGGUUGAAUGUAGUCGAAAAGAAGGCGCCCACAGCCGUAAACGACACACCGAAACUGAAGGCCGCACUCGAGGUGUGUGUGCUGAAGGCGGCGUGGUUGGAACGCAUGGAUCUGGUGAACGAUCUGGCCCCGUUAACGCCCGAGCUGGCCAUUCAGAUUGAGAAGAAUCAGCAGAAGCGCGAAAAUCAGUUCAAAGGCAACCGAAAGAUUCCUUACAUCGCUCCCGAAGCCGACCCGGUGUUGAACGAUUUCAAGCGCGAGAUUUUGUUCCAUCGCCAAGCGCAAGCCGCCACACUCGAGGGCAUCAAGCGGCUGCACGAUCUGGGCGUGGCAACGAAGCGACCGGACGAUUACUUUGCCGAGAUGGCCAAAUCGGACGAGCACAUGCAGCGGAUCCGCAAGAUGCUGCUCGAUAAACAGGAAGGUAUUGCGAAGUCGGAACGUGCCCGCCAACUGCGCGAGCAUCGGCGCAUUGGCAAACUGAUCCAGCGGCAAGCCACCGAGAAGCGCGACGAGGAACGACGGAAAACGCUGAGCGACAUUAAAAAGUUCCGCAAGGGUAAGCUCUCCAACCUUGACUUUCUGGACGAUGACGAUGGGCCACGGGGUGAGUUCCGGAAGUCGCCUGGCAAGAAGGGAACGGGCAAGAAGAAGGCGGUCAGCGCGAAGCGUAAGGCACGCGAUGCGAAGUUUGGCUUCGGCGGACGUAAGAAGGGUUCGAAACGCAACACGAAAGAAUCCUCGAUGAACGAUGGGGGUCGUCGCGGUCAGAAACGAGCUGGUGGUGGUGGUGGGGGUGGUGCUGGUGCCGGCGGUAAAGCAAACAAUCGGCCAGGAAAGAACCGGCGAGCGCAAUCGAAGAAUCGUAAGAAGUAA